Acanthosepion pharaonis is the source of this 1470-nucleotide messenger RNA. The record is from the annotation of a GenBank genome assembly. NCBI's taxonomy places the organism in Eukaryota, Metazoa, Mollusca, Cephalopoda, Sepiida, Sepiidae.
AUGUCAGCCUUACAUGUCCAUUCCAGUUUAACACGAAAGUUGUUAACUACUUUUAUGUCAUAUGGAAACAAACUGUCUUGUCGUUUCUGCGGUCGACAAACGAAUAAUUUUUUUAUUACUACACCUAUAUUUUACGUGAAUGCAGCGCCUCACAUUGGGCAUGUGUACACCACUGUAUUAUCAGAUGCUUUUUCUCGAUGGCAUCGCCUCAAAGGACAUGAAGUUCUCUUUACCACAGGGACUGAUGAACAUGGCCAAAAGAUCCAGCAAUCAGCUUUAAAGGCAAAGAAAUUCCCAGAACAAUACACAGCUGAACAUUCUAAGUUGUUUCAUGAAAUCCUGCAAGUUGCUGGUGUUGAUGCUGAUGACUUCAUUCAAACAACAGAAAAGAGACAUUUUAAUGCUGUACAGCAUUUCUGGAGAAAACUCUCAGAAAAUGGCUUCAUUUACAAGGAUUUUUAUAAAGGCUGGUAUUCCUUAUCUGAUGAAACAUUUAUUGUUGAAAACAAUGUAAAAGAAGUUCAGGACAAAACUGGGAAAUUAGUACAGAUCUGUUCCGAAACAGGAAAUCCAGUGAUUUGGAUUGAAGAGGAAAACUACAUGUUUCAAUUAUCUCAGUUCAUUCCUCAACUUAGAGAAUGGCUCAACUCAAAUGUUAUCCAGCCUCCUUUGUGGAAUGGCUUGGCUAAGAGUUAUCUCCCCACUCUUUCUGACCUCUCUAUCUCCAGAAGCAGAGAAAGAAUUUCUUGGGGUAUUCCAGUCCCUGGUGAUGAUACACAAACGGUUUAUGUGUGGCUGGAUGCUUUAGUCAAUUAUUUAACUGUGACAGGAUAUCCUGAGAAACAAAACCAAUGGCCACCCAGUUGCCAUGUUGUUGGAAAAGAAAUCUUAAAAUUCCAUGCUUUGUUUUGGCCUGCAUUCUUGAUGGCAGCUGGAAUGGAACUCCCAAAUAAAAUCCUUUGCCAUUCACAUUGGCUUGUGGAUGGGCAAAAGAUGUCAAAAUCUAAAGGAAAUGUGAUAAAUCCAGUGGAUUUAAUGGAAAAAUAUUCACCUGACUGUUUACGGUAUUUCUUAUUAAGAGAAGGUGUUCCUCAUUCAGACAACAAUUUCAAUGAACAGAAAAUGGUCGAGUGUGUGAAUAGUGAAAUAGUGAACACAUUUGGGAACCUUCUAAGCAGAUGCACUUCAAAGAUUGUCAACCCGGACCAGAUUUUUCCAUCUUUGGAGAAAGAGGCAUUUUAUUUGUACUUCAAUAAUGAGGAAAGGCACAAUUAUGACAAACUGCAAGAUUUGUCUGGUGAAGUGGACGAGGCUUAUGCAGCUGUCAACAUUUACAAAUCUCUGGAAAAAAUAUCUGCAGCACUUCGUUCUGCUAACAGCCUUCUGGAAAAACACAAACCUUGGGAAUUGACUUGGAGUUUCUCCUUCCCAAAGAUUGUGGUGCCAUGCUGCUCCUUGCCCAUUUAUUGA